AAAACAUUUUGCCGUGCACGUGUGUUUUGUGCAUUUUACUUGUGAGUAGUAAACUACAGAAGUGGAACAAGACGGUUGAGUGAGCAGACUUUUAAAAAAAAGCAUCAUGUCACCCAGAGGCAGAAGAGCAAAAGAAAAAGCUGAUGUUUACUGGAACAUCUCAAUGGAUGUGAAACAGGAGAGCUGUGAUGUGGACCCAAAUAUCAUGGAUAUUAAGGAGGAGGACUGUGAGUUGGCGUCCAUCUACCUUAAACAGGAAAGUCUGAGCAUCAAGGAGGAGAACAGUGAACUGCAGGCAGUGGACAUUAAAGAAGAAGAUGAAGAGAGGUCUGUCAGUAUUGAGACACACAACCAUGCAAAUCUGAACAGUGUUAAAGAAGACAACCUUCAUGAUGGGUGUCAAGAUGGAGUGGUGACCUGGUUAGACUCUUCUCAAGGCAGACACUGUUCAUCAACAGAGCCUUCUGUCAAUGUGAAGACUGAAUCAUUACAGUCUGAACCAAAGAGGACUAAGAAAAUUACAUCUGUUAGAGCUCAGGAAAAUCGGCCACCAUCUACAAAGAAGUCUGGAAAAAGAAACAAAGAUCAGUGCAGUUUGGAAUCUGGAAAAGAAUUCUGUGGCAGGAGUGCUCUUCAGAUUCACACGGGAGAGAAGUCAUAUUGCUGUACUGAAUGUGGUAAACAGUUUUCACAUAUGAAGAGUCUGAAGAACCACACUAGAGUUCACACGGGAGAGAAGCCGUAUUGCUGUAAUGAAUGUGGUAAACAUUUUACACAAAUGGGCCAUCUUCAGGUACACACUAGAGUUCACACUGGUGAGAAGCCAUAUUGCUGUAAUGAAUGUGGUAAACAGUUUUCAGAUAAGACAAGUCUGAAGUACCACAUUAGAGUUCACACUGGUGAGAAGCCAUAUUGCUGUAAUGAAUGUGGUAAACAGUUUUCACAAAUGGGCCAUCUUCAGACACACACUAGAGUUCACACCGGUGAGAAGCCAUUUUGCUGUAAUGAAUGUGGUAAACAGUUUUCAGAUAUGAGCAGUCUGAAGUACCACACUAGAGUUCACAGAGGUGAGAAGCCAUAUUGCUGUAAUGAAUGUGGUAAACAGUUUUCAGAUAUGAGCAGUCUGAAGAACCACACUAGAGUUCACACGGGAGAGAAGCCAUAUUGCUGUACUGAAUGUGGUAAACAGUUUUCAUAUAUGAAGAGUCUGAAGAACCACACUAGAGUUCACACGGGAGAGAAGCCAUAUUGCUGUAAUGAAUGUGGUAAACAGUUUUCACAAAUGGGCCAUCUUCAGGUACACACUAGAGUUCACAUAGGAGAGAAGCCAUAUUGCUGUACUGAAUGUGGUAAACAGUUUUCAGUAAUGGUCCAUCUUCAGAGACACACUAGAGUUCACACCGGUGAGAAGCCGUAUUGCUGUAAUGAAUGUGGUAAACAUUUUUCACGAUUGAGCAGUCUUCAGAGACACACUAGAGUUCACAACAGAAUUAAAAGGGUAGCAGUUCAAAAAUCAGUCCAGAAAAUCAACCACCCUUCAGGACUCGAGAGUGAGGUUCACUCCUGUCCUAAAAAUUAAGCAAACUAAACUGUUGUUGACAAAUUAAUCUCUGAGAGAAGCCAUAUUGCUGAUUGGAAUGUGGCAAUCAAAUCUGUCAGGAGGAGUUCUCUUCAGAGACCGACCAGAAUUCACACCGGAGAGAAGUACAACUGAACUGUCCUGACUAAAG
Messenger RNA from Erpetoichthys calabaricus (reedfish), 1730 nucleotides. RefSeq names its product zinc finger protein OZF-like. Gene Ontology annotation, biological process: regulation of transcription by RNA polymerase II. Gene Ontology annotation, molecular function: DNA-binding transcription factor activity, RNA polymerase II-specific; RNA polymerase II cis-regulatory region sequence-specific DNA binding. NCBI's taxonomy places the organism in Eukaryota, Metazoa, Chordata, Cladistia, Polypteriformes, Polypteridae. The transcript has 3 exons. The record is from RefSeq and is a predicted model, not a curated record. The coding region runs from base 107 to 1579 and encodes 490 amino acids.